AUGACCGUCGCGGACCCGCUGACCGCUCCGGAGGACCGUCAAGAGCGUCAUGAUCUGGUUCCAGAACAGGCGACAGGACAGGCCGCGCAGGGGCAAGGCGGCGAAGGGAGCGGAUGCGGGGACUGGUUCUCCGUCUCUGAAGGUCUGCCCCCGAAAGCCCAGGGCCAAAGGAAAUACGGGCGGGACUGCUGCUUUUCCUCGGGCGACCAAGAGUUCUACUGCGAGCUCGACCGUCGUCGAGACGACGCGAUCUGCUACUACCACCCGUCCUCUCGAGGCUGUCUCUGCCUCGACCAGACGCAUACGGUCUUCUCGCAACGUUCGACUGCCUGUCCCCCGGCUAUCUUACCACGACCAACCGACGCUAGCGAUCCGUCUCUGGGCAGCACUGGUUCAGGCUUCCCUCCGCCGACAUUCACGAACCCCUGGUUGGUUUCGUUGCGCGCUCCCCAUACCCUCCCCUCACACCUCGAGUCCCGGCGACACACCACUGCCAGUCUCGAUCGCUCAAGCCCCGCCCCGACGUCCCCUCAGCCGUCGACACCGCCUUUCGCGGAUGCGAGCAACCGCGCCCUCUGGCUGACGCACCCUCCUCGCAAGCCGACUCUCGAAUGGGCGUGUGCCCGCUCGGCCGCGCGCCGCAGUCUUGGCUUCCGGCGCGGCUCCGGUGCGGCACCCGUCUACCUCGACGAAGAUGAUUCGGCGGGGGAGAACGGCGGGUUCGAGGCGGAUCCUCUUGCGUCGCAGGACCGAAGUCCAUUGGGCGGCGCUCUCUCGCACGACUUGCCUCCCGAUCUUGUCUUUGGCGCGUCGCUGUUGCUCACGCUCAAACAUUCCGUAGACAUCCUAUGA
This is a messenger RNA of Epithele typhae, 852 nucleotides long. RefSeq lists its product as uncharacterized. The record is from RefSeq and is a predicted model, not a curated record. Lineage: Eukaryota; Fungi; Basidiomycota; Agaricomycetes; Polyporales; Epitheliaceae. The transcript has a single exon. The coding region runs from base 1 to 852 and encodes 283 amino acids.